UGAAUGGAAGGGCCAAUCGGGAAGCCGCAUGGGACGAGGCACAAUGGAACCAACGUCCCUGCGCGGGACAUCCAUCCCUCUCCUUCCUCCCUUGAACGCGUCGCCGACACGCAGGCGUAGCAACCCCGCGAAACGGAGCAGGCGAAUCAAUCGGUCAGCAAGCCAUCGACGGGCGAUCAGAGUACAUUAUCCCAAGAAACCGUGGCCAUUUUUAUUCUUCGAGUCAAACGGCCACGUCCCUUUCAGUUCCAGAGUUCCCUCCCUCCUGCUCCAUAAAGAUUUGAUCUUUUAUCGCAAUCGCUCCCGGCGACGACGGCUUCUGCGUGCGUACGUUCUCCUUGAUUGAUUCCAGCCGUAUAUCUACAGGGCAAGUUCAACGCCGGCUCACCUCGCCAGCCACAGGCCCACGGACGCGCGCGUGGCUUCUCUCCUCCGGCCGGUGCCUUCGAUCUCUUGCCGCGUCCAGGAGUCGGCGGCGUGCAUGGCGGGGCUGCAGCGGUCGAGCGAGACGUUCCGGCGAUCGGGCUCGUCGGGGAUGGUGUGGGACGACAAGAACUUCUCCGGAGAGAUCAAGCCGGCGGCCGCGGACGGCGCCGUGGAGCGCAGCCGGUCGACCGGGCACGAGCACGGCGGGUACAGGGCGGCCGGGCGCGUGCCGCCAGCGCUCGACCCGCCGUCGCCGCGCGUCACCGUGUGCGGCUUCUGCAGGCUCUUCGGCGGCGGCGGCAAAGGAAAGGACGGCGGCAAGGCGAAGGCUAAGGGGAGGCGCCACUGAUCUGUACACUCUGUACCGGCAUCGAUCGGAACACACUCCAAAUUUGGUAGUUUCUGUUAAGUUUAUUUCUUCCUUUUGUGGGGUGUCUUUCUCAUGUCCAGGUAGUGAUAUAGCAGAAAGAAUCAUAAUUGAGAUGAAGUGAAUAGUAGGUGUCAGACUGUCGGUGCUCUCGUGAAUUUGAUUGUGCAGCGUGCUCUCUGUUCUUCAUUUCGUGAGAAACUAAAGCUUUGGAACACAAAAUUUUACACGAAACAGUUCAAUUUCUAUCAGAAUUUGGAAAAAGUUCCAUGUUCUGACGGUGGCCUGUAUUCUGUCAGUGGUUAGUUACUGUGAAGAACUUUUGCCUUGUAGCAACACUGAAUUGCUCUAGUUAUGACUUAUGAGCUUGUGACAA
Phragmites australis (common reed) is the source of this 1169-nucleotide messenger RNA. RefSeq names its product MAPK kinase substrate protein At1g80180-like. The transcript has a single exon. Bases 482 to 775 code for a protein of 97 amino acids. NCBI's taxonomy places the organism in Eukaryota, Viridiplantae, Streptophyta, Magnoliopsida, Poales, Poaceae. The record is from RefSeq and is a predicted model, not a curated record.